Molecule: messenger RNA, 6085 nt
Organism: Enhydra lutris kenyoni (northern sea otter)
Lineage: Eukaryota; Metazoa; Chordata; Mammalia; Carnivora; Mustelidae
Gene: NFAT5
Product: nuclear factor of activated T-cells 5
Exons: 15
Coding region: 275-4936 (1553 amino acids)
Biological process (GO): regulation of transcription by RNA polymerase II; cytokine production; calcineurin-NFAT signaling cascade
Cellular component (GO): transcription regulator complex
Molecular function (GO): transcription factor binding; RNA polymerase II cis-regulatory region sequence-specific DNA binding; DNA-binding transcription factor activity, RNA polymerase II-specific
Source: RefSeq, a predicted model, not a curated record
ACGGACCCGUUGGCUCUCCCCCCUCCCUUUCCCCGCCCUGAACCCCCCUCCUGGCUCGCCGGGAAUUAGUCCCCGUGGAGUUUCCCCUCCGCCUCGCUGCCGUUUCCUCGGUCCUCGGCCCGGUGGAAGUCACUGCCCUCGAGGAGGAGGCUGCAGCAGCCGCCCUCGCCUCGCCGCCCCCGGUUCGGUGCCCGCGGUCCCGGAGAGGAGGUGCCGCCGCCACCGCCGCUCCCCCCCCUCCCGCUGCCCUCGGGCCGGGCUGGGUCGAGCUGCGAUGCCCUCGGACUUCAUCUCAUUGCUCAGCGCGGACCUAGACCUGGAAUCGCCCAAGUCCCUGUACUCGCGAGAUUCUCUGAAGUUACACCCAUCACAGAAUUUUCAUAGAGCUGGACUAUUGGAAGAAUCUGUCUAUGAUCUUCUCCCAAAGGAGUUACAGUUACCUCCAUCUAGAGAAACAUCUGUAGCAUCAAUGAGUCAGACAAGUGGUGGUGAGGCAGGCUCGCCUCCUCCAGCUGUAGUUGCUGCUGAUGCUUCUUCAGCUCCCUCCUCUUCCUCCAUGGGCGGUGCUUGCAGCUCCUUUACCACCUCUUCCAGCCCUACCAUUUAUUCUACCUCAGUCACCGACAGCAAGGCUAUGCAAGUGGAGAGCUGCUCCUCAGCCUUGGGGGUAAGUAACAGAGGGGUAAGUGAAAAGCAGUUAACCAGUAACACAGUUCAGCAGCAUCCAUCAACACCGAAGAGGCACACAGUCUUGUACAUCUCACCACCACCUGAGGACUUGCUGGAUAACAGUCGGAUGUCCUGCCAGGAUGAGGGGUGUGGAUUGGAAUCAGAGCAGAGCUGCAGUAUGUGGAUGGAGGAUUCCCCCUCCAACUUCAGUAACAUGAGCACCAGUUCCUACAAUGAUAACACUGAGGUACCUCGUAAAUCACGAAAACGAAAUCCAAAGCAGAGGCCGGGGGUCAAACGACGAGAUUGUGAAGAAUCUAAUAUGGAUAUAUUUGAUGCCGACAGUGCCAAAGCACCUCACUAUGUGCUUUCUCAGCUUACCACGGACAACAAAGGCAACUCAAAAGCAGGAAAUGGAACACUGGAAAACCAAAAAGGAAGUGGAGUAAAGAAGAGCCCUAUGUUGUGUGGACAGUAUCCUGUUAAAAGUGAAGGAAAGGAGCUGAAGAUAGUUGUACAGCCUGAGACCCAGCACCGAGCUCGGUACCUGACUGAGGGUAGCCGUGGCUCAGUAAAGGACAGAACACAGCAAGGCUUUCCUACAGUAAAGCUGGAAGGCCAUAAUGAGCCCGUAGUGUUGCAAGUGUUUGUGGGUAAUGACUCUGGUCGAGUGAAACCACAUGGAUUUUAUCAGGCCUGCAGGGUUACUGGGCGAAAUACAACACCCUGUAAAGAAGUGGACAUUGAAGGCACUACUGUUAUAGAAGUUGGUCUUGAUCCAAGCAACAACAUGACACUGGCGGUGGACUGCGUAGGGAUAUUGAAAUUGAGGAAUGCUGAUGUUGAAGCCAGAAUAGGAAUUGCUGGUUCCAAGAAAAAAAGCACUCGUGCCAGAUUGGUUUUUAGAGUUAAUAUCACGAGGAAAGAUGGCUCCACUUUGACACUGCAAACACCCUCUUCUCCGAUUUUAUGUACUCAGCCAGCAGGAGUGCCAGAAAUCUUAAAGAAAAGCUUGCAUAGCUGUUCAGUGAAAGGAGAGGAAGAAGUAUUUUUAAUUGGCAAGAACUUUCUGAAAGGAACUAAAGUUAUUUUCCAAGAAAAUGUUUCUGAUGAAAACUCUUGGAAGUCAGAAGCUGAAAUUGACAUGGAAUUAUUUCAUCAGAAUCAUCUUAUUGUGAAGGUUCCCCCAUAUCAUGACCAACAUAUAACUUUGCCGGUAUCAGUGGGAAUAUAUGUAGUGACCAAUGCUGGAAGAUCUCAUGAUGUUCAGCCAUUCACUUACACUCCAGACCCAGCAACAGCUGGUGCUUUGAAUGUAAAUGUGAAGAAAGAAAUAUCUAGUCCUUCAAGACCUUGCUCUUUUGAAGAGGCCAUGAAAGCAAUGAAAACUACUGGUUGUAACUUAGAUAAGGUAAAUAUUCUUCCUAAUGCUCUGAUCACUCCACUCAUAUCAAGCAGUAUGAUUAAGAGUGAAGAUGUUACUCCAAUGGAAGUAACAGCAGAAAAAAGAUCUUCCCCUAUUUUUAAGACUACAAAGACAGUUGGAUCAACUCAACAAACAUUAGAAAAUAUCUCUAACAUAGCAGGAAAUGGGUCUUUUUCAUCGUCAUCCUCUUCCCACUUACCUUCUGAAAAUGAAAAGCAGCAGCAGAUUCAGCCUAAGACAUACAACCCAGAGACCCUGACAACUAUCCAAACACAGGACAUUUCACAGCCUGGUACCUUUCCAGCAGUUUCUGCUUCCAGUCAGCUGCCCACCAGUGAUGCACUACUGCAGCAGGCAACCCAGUUUCAGACCAGAGAAACCCAGUCUAGAGAAGUGCUACAGUCAGAUGGUACAGUGGUUAAUUUGUCACACCUGACUGAAUCAUCCCAGCCACAGCAGCAGUCACCACUACAAGAACAAGCGCAGACUUUACAGCAGCAGAUUUCAUCCAAUAUUUUCCCAUCACCGAAUAGCGUGAGUCAACUACAGAAUACGAUUCAACAUUUGCAAGCCGGAAGUUUUACAGGCAGUACUGCCAGUGGCAGCAGUGGGAAUGUUGACUUGGUCCAGCAAGUUUUAGAGGCACAACAACAGUUAUCUUCAGUUUUAUUUUCUGCUCCAGAUGGUAAUGAGAAUGUUCAAGAACAGCUUAGUGCAGACAUUUUUCAACAAGUCAGUCAAAUUCAAAAUAGUGUAAGCCCUGGAAUGUUUUCCUCAACAGAACCAGCAGUCCAUACUAGACCAGAUAAUUUAAUAGCUGGAAGAGCUGAAAGUGUUCAUCCACCGACUGAAAACACAUUAUCCAGUCAGCAGCAGCAACAGCAACAGCAACAAGUGAUGGAAUCAUCAGCUGCAAUGGUGAUGGAGAUGCAGCAGAGUAUUUGUCAGGCAGCUGCCCAGAUCCAGUCUGAGCUAUUUCCUUCCCCUGCGUCAGCAAAUGGGAACCUUCAGCAAUCUCCAGUUUACCAGCAGACGUCUCACAUCAUGAGUGCGUUAUCUACCAAUGAGGACAUGCAAAUGCAGUGUGAAUUGUUUUCUUCUCCACCUGCAGUUUCUGGAAAUGAAACUACUACAACCACCACACAACAGGUUGCAACCCCUGGCACGACCAUGUUCCAGACAUCAAGUUCAGGAGAUGGAGAAGAACCUGGAGCACAAGCAAAGCAGAUUCAGAACACUGUCUUUCAGACCAUGGUCCAAAUGCAACAUAGUGGGGAUAGUCAAUCUCAAGUUAACCUUUUUUCAUCUACGAAAAGUAUGAUGAGUGUGCAGAAUAAUGGUACUCAGCAGCAAGGUAAUGGUUUAUUCCAGCAAGGUAAUGAGAUGAUGUCACUCCAGUCUGGGAAUUUUUUGCAGCAGUCUUCUCAUUCACAGGCUCCACUUUUUCAUCCUCAAAAUCCUAUUGCUGAUGCUCAGAACCUUUCCCAGGAAACUCAAGGUUCUAUUUUCCACAGCCCAAGUCCUAUUGUCCACAGUCAGACUUCUACAACAUCCUCUGAACAAAUGCAGCCUCCAAUGUUUCACUCUCAGAGUACCAUGGCUGUGCUCCAGGGCUCUUCUGUUCCUCAAGACCAGCAGUCGGCCAACCUGUUUCUUUCCCAAAGUCCAAUGAAUAAUCUUCAGAGUAACACAGUAGCCCAAGAAGAACAGAUUUCAUUUUUUGCAGCUCAGAACUCCAUUUCUCCACUUCAGUCAACAUCUAACACUGAGCAGCAAGCUGGUUUCCAACAGCAGGCUCCAAUAUCACACAUCCAGACCCCUAUGCUUUCCCAGGAACAGGCACAACCCUCCCAGCAAGGUAUGUUCCAGCCUCAAGUGUCGCUGGGCUCCCUGCCUCCUAAUCCAAUGCCUCAGAACCAACAAGGAACAAUCUUCCAGUCUCAGCACUCGAUAGUUGCUAUCCAGAGUAACUCUCCGUCCCAGGAGCAGCAGCAGCAGCAGCAGCAGCAGCAACAGCAGCAGCAGCAGCAGCAACAGCAGCAGAGCAUUUUGUUCAGUAAUCAGAACACCAUGGCCACGAUGGCAUCUCAGAAGCAGCCACCACCAAACAUGAUGUUCAACCCAAGUCAAAAUCCAAUGGCUAAUCAGGAGCAACAGAACCAAUCCAUCUUUCACCAACAAAAUAAUAUGGCUCCAAUGAAUCAAGAGCAGCAGCCCAUGCAAUUUCAGAACCAGCCUCCAGUUUCCUCUCUUCAGAACCCAGGUCCUACCCAGUCUGAGUCGCCACAAACCUCCUUAUUCCAUACCUCUCCUCAGAUUCAGUUGGUCCAAGGGUCACCCAGUUCUCAAGAGCAGCAAGUAACACUGUUCCUCUCUCCAGCAUCCAUGUCUGCUUUGCAGACUAGUAUGAACCAACAAGACAUGCAGCAGUCUCCUCUUUAUUCCCCUCAGAACAACAUGCCUGGAAUCCAGGGAGCCACAUCUUCACCUCAGCCACAGGCGACUUUGUUUCACAACACUGCUGGAGGCACGAUGAACCAACUACAGAAUUCUCCUGGCUCAUCUCAACAGACUUCCGGAAUGUUCUUAUUUGGCAUUCAAAAUAACUGUAGUCAGCUUUUAACUUCUGGACCAGCUACCUUGCCAGAUCAGUUGAUGGCCAUAAGUCAGCCAGGCCAACCCCAGAAUGAGGGCCAGCCACCUGUGACAACACUUCUUUCUCAGCAAAUGCCAGAAAAUUCUUCACUAGCAUCCUCUAUAAAUGCCAACCAGAACAUUGAAAAGAUUGAUUUGCUUGUUUCAUUGCAAAACCAAGGGAACAACUUGACUGGCACCUUUUAACUGGAUGAAAAUUCCAUGAAGAAAAUUCUGAUUCCAAGAUGUCCUGAGAUCAUGUGAUUCCAUGAGGAUUUUUGAACUGUUACUUUAAAAACAAAACAAAGUAUGAAAAACUGUGAUUGAGUAAAUGGGUAGAUUUUACUCUUACUGCAAAAGAGCACAUCAGUGCUGCCUGUUGCAGUGAUUAGCCACCGUUGGUAACGUCUUCAUAUUUUAUAUUCCUAAUAACAGUGAUGACUGAGAAUCUAUUUAAGUUUCCAGCUGACAGAAUUAAUUGUUGCUAUUUUCCUAGGCACUGUUUCUUUAAAAGUACAGUUUAAAUCCAAAAGCUGGACUGCUCAGUUAUUAUUGCUAUUAGAAAGUAAUUCAUAAUGUCAUGUUUACUUUCAUUCUUUUUUCAUUUUUCAUAUUUUAUUUCCUGCAUUGUUUUAGUCAAGUAAUGGCUUUUAAAAAAGGAAAGUUCAAAUAGUAACGAAAACUAAGGCUGUGAUUUUUCAAUAUAAAAAGCACAGCUAUUGGCCAAAGUGAAGGAAUAUUUUUUCAGCUUUUACGGAGAAACUGAAGGGGUAACAUUCUGAUAAGUAAGCUGUAUUAAGAGCUCUACACAGAUAAGAGGCUUCUUUAUCACAAAGGCAGACAACACACAAACCGAAUGCUAUUGAUUUUUUCAGAGAGUUGUUAAUUCUCUGUGUUUCUCUUAAAGGGUUCAGCCAUAACUGUGCAUAGAAUAAUAAUUAUCUUGCUCUAUCAAAAAAUGAAGGGGAUAAUGUGUGGUAAAUUAUGUUCUGAUAUCCUCCUACAGCAGUUAAAACUGACAUAGCAAUUUGAGUCUGCUUUUUUUUUAUCCCAGUCGUGGACCGAUGUUCCCUUUUUAUAUUCAUUUAUAUUCUUCUCCCCCUCUUCUUCACUUUUUUUUAGACAAUUAGUAAUAUACUGUUAGCUUUGUGACCCUGUAACAACUUAAAGGAAAAGGCCACUUUGGUGUGGGGUAACCCAGCAACUCCUGCAGCACAGGUGGGGCAGGGGGUUACCCUUUCAGGAAUGAGGGGAGCUGAUUCCUGAGAAACAAACAAUGCAUUUUUUUUCCAUGAACGGUGCUGUUCUGAAGUCUUCAAAUUUUCCCUCUAAUAGGAAACAGUGUACAUUUUAAUU